AUGUCAUCCGAAGCAGGAAACGUCCCCCAUUUUAAAGUUGUUUUACUCGGAAACUCCGGAACAGGAAAGACAUCCAUUAUCAACAGAUGGGUAACUAACCAAUUUUCACCAAUAACGAAAUCAACGAUUGGCAGCAAUCAUUCCAGGAAAAGAGUUGAAAUAUCCGAAGGUCUUGUCGAUUUAUUUGUUUGGGAUACUGCAGGACAGGAAGAAUUUCAAGCUCUUAUGCCACUUUAUGCAAGAAAUUCGUCACUUGCGAUUAUUGUUUGCGCAAUAAAUGAUUCAGUAUCAUUUGACGCUAUACCAAAAUGGAUUGAAAACGUCAGCAAUGCAUGUGAUCCUUGCCCGCCAAUGAUUUUGGCAAUAAAUAAGAUUGAUCUUUCAGAAUCAGCAGUAAAUACAAUGGAAGAAGUAAACAACAAAUAUGGAGACCAAUUCAUUGGUAUUUUUAUGGUUUCUGCUUUAUCCGGCGAAGGAGUCGAAAAUCUCUUCUAUUCCACAGCCUCAGAAGUUUUCAAGAACGGAAAGAAGCUAGAAGCUGAUACACAGCUCAAAAAUAGGGAAGCAAAUUCUGGCGGAUGCUGCUAA
Molecule: messenger RNA, 588 nt
Organism: Trichomonas vaginalis G3
Lineage: Eukaryota; Parabasalia; Trichomonadida; Trichomonadidae
Product: retrograde vesicle-mediated transport, Golgi to ER
Exons: 1
Coding region: 1-588 (195 amino acids)
Molecular function (GO): GTPase activity; GTP binding
Source: RefSeq, a predicted model, not a curated record